Molecule: messenger RNA, 739 nt
Organism: Coregonus clupeaformis (lake whitefish)
Lineage: Eukaryota; Metazoa; Chordata; Actinopteri; Salmoniformes; Salmonidae
Product: extracellular matrix organizing protein FRAS1-like
Exons: 6
Source: RefSeq, a predicted model, not a curated record
AUGGAAUGCCACACUUCCUGUUUACAGUGCACAGGAGGAAGUAGUCAGAACUGUACUUCCUGUGCCCAGCCCUACGUCCUCCAGGAAGGCCAGUGUGUCCCCAGAUGUCCCCCAGGACACACCGUCCAGGACAACACCUGCCAAGGGUGCCACCCGUCCUGCCAGGAGUGUUCAGGUACGUCUCAGGCUGACUGUGUGUCCUGCCCCCCCCUGGCCAACUUCAACAACGGCUACUGCAGGACUAGCUGUCCAGAUGGACUGUUCUUACACUCCCAAGGAUUCUGCCAGGAAUGCAGCAGUGAUUGCCAGCGCUGUGUGGCAGACCUCCAGACGGGCAUGGGCAGUGUGUGUCUGUGGUGUAAGAUUUCUAGGACCCUGUCGCUAGGAGACCACUGUGUCACCCGCUGUCCCCAAGGUUACUACCCCUGGCACGGAGCCUGCAAGAGAUGCCAUACUUCCUGUGAGGGUUGCAGUGGGGAGUGGCCUCUGUCCUGUACUUCCUGUCCCACCCCCAGCGUUCUACUGACCUCAGGUCUCUGUGGCCCCGCCUGCCCCUUGGGUUACUAUGCCGACAGAGACAGACAAUGCAGAGCCUGUGACAGCCGGUGCCGGUCCUGUGAGAUGGGUGGAGUGUGUACGUCGUGCCGUGACCCGGGCAAGGUUCUGCUGUUUGGAGAGUGUCAGUACGACAGCUGUGCCCACCAAUACUACCUCAACACCACCACGCGCACCUGCAGAG